CAACAACAACAACAACAACAACAACAGCAACAACAACAACAACAGCAGCAGCAGCAGCAACACAACAGCAGCAGCAGCAACACAACAGCAGAAAAAGAAGAAGGUACAAAGGAAGAAGAGAAAGCACAAGAAGAAGCAGCAAAAGAAGAAGGACAAGGGAGAGAGACAUGCACAGAGGAAGGAGAAGAAGAAACACAUAUACAUGUCCGUAUAU
Rangifer tarandus platyrhynchus (Svalbard reindeer) is the source of this 214-nucleotide messenger RNA. The record is from the annotation of a GenBank genome assembly. NCBI's taxonomy places the organism in Eukaryota, Metazoa, Chordata, Mammalia, Artiodactyla, Cervidae.